Daldinia vernicosa is the source of this 1266-nucleotide messenger RNA. Its product is annotated as trypsin-like cysteine/serine peptidase domain-containing protein. Gene Ontology annotation, cellular component: extracellular region. The record is from RefSeq and is a predicted model, not a curated record. Bases 109 to 1248 code for a protein of 379 amino acids. Lineage: Eukaryota; Fungi; Ascomycota; Sordariomycetes; Xylariales; Hypoxylaceae. Gene Ontology annotation, molecular function: serine-type endopeptidase activity. Gene Ontology annotation, biological process: proteolysis. The transcript has a single exon.
UAGUUUGCAGCAGCAUCCUGGACUCAUCUUGGACUCAUCUUGCCUACUAUCUAGCAUCUACAACAUUAGCGCCCCUUUCUCUCACGUGUUGUCUUCAGAACGCUAGACAUGGAGCUAUUCAGGUUCCUCGCCUUCCUGGCAGCCGUCCUGCCCGUUGCCUACGGUGCCCCCACGCAGGCUACGACCAGCCUCCACCCGAAGCUCCUAGCCGCCAUGAAGCGCGACUUGGGGCUGGACGCCGAGCAGGCCACUGCUCGUGUCACCAGAGACCUUUGGGCCAGCGAUGUCAUCGAGCAGCUGCGCAGCUCGGCGGGCGACUCGUUCGCCGGCGCUUGGAUCGCCGAGGACGGCACCACGCUCAACGUCGCCGUCACUGACCAAGCCUUGGCCUCCGAGGUGACCGCUGCUGGCGCCACGCCGGCUAUCGUGGCCAAUAGCUUGUCCAAGCUUGAAGAGGCUAAGCUGGCACUUGACAACAUUGACAUCGAGCAGCCCAAGGCCCUCGGCACGGACUCGGCCGACACGGGCAUCGCGGCGUAUUACGUCGAUGUCGCCGCCAACAAGCUCGUCAUAGAGGCACUUGCCGGCAGUACCGCCCAUGCCGAGUCGCUGGCCGCGCAGGUCGGGCUCGCCGCGUCCGAGUUCGAAGUGCGGACAGUUGAGGAGAUGCCGACCACCCUCGCCACGGUCCUCGGCGGCGACGCCUACCUGAUCAACCGAAGUGCCCGGUGCUCCGUCGGCUUCUCGGUCACAACUGGCUUCGUUUCGGCUGGCCACUGUGGCACCUCAGGUAGUUCUGCCACCACCAGCAGCGGUGCGUCGCUAGGAACCUUCUCGGCUUCGGUCUUUCCUGGCAGCGCCGACAUGAGCUACAUCCGCACUGUCAGCGGAACCACCCUCAGUGGCUACAUCGAUGGAUACGGCUCGGGUAACCUGCCCGUGUCGGGCAGCACCGCGUCCGCCACCGGCGCCAGCAUCUGUCGCUCCGGCUCUACCACCGGUGUCCACUGCGGCACAGUCCGCGCCCUGGGCGCGACAGUCACCUACGCUGAAGGACGUGUCACUGGCCUCACCCAAACCAAUGUGUGCGCCGAGCCCGGCGACUCUGGCGGGUCCUUUUACACCGGUGCCCAGGCCCAGGGCGUCACCUCGGGAGGCUCCGGCGAUUGCACUCGCGGCGGCACGACCUACUUCCAGCCCGUCAACGAGAUUCUGUCGACCUACGGCCUUACCUUGGUCAGGGCUUAGGUAGCUAGUUGUCACGGC